Messenger RNA from Oppiella nova, 769 nucleotides. NCBI's taxonomy places the organism in Eukaryota, Metazoa, Arthropoda, Arachnida, Sarcoptiformes, Oppiidae. The record is from the annotation of a GenBank genome assembly.
AUUUAAUUUAUAGUUAUUUUGUUUAGUUAAGCAGUAUAGUAUAUUCAAAUUGUAGGACUAAAUUGUAAUACAAACCAAUUUAAUCUAAACAAGCAAAAUGUCAGAAAUGCUUAAAAAUUUGGGCAGAGAAUCACAAAACUCUGAAAGCAGGGUCUCUGUUGAGGAUCAGCUAAAAGUGUAUGAAUUAUGUAAAACACAUUUAGGCGGCCAUUGGAGUGAUGUUAGUGCCGAUCAAUUGGACAUCAAACGCGUUACGGGCGGUAUAGUAAACAAAUCAUAUUGCUGCAGUUUGCCGCAAAGUGCACAAACCGGUCAUGAUAAAUGCCAUUACUUCACUGCCGAGGAUGACCUGAACCCUAGAUGUGUGGCACUGUUAGCCAAAAAGAUGGCAAAAAUGCAUUCAUUAGACGUACCCAUAACUAAGGACAGCCACCAAUUCCUUAUGAAAAACUAUUUGGAUAUUUUUGUGGGGCCGGUAUUCGAGUCCUACAAAAAGGGACACAUCUAUGAGGAGAUCCAAAGACACAAAUUGCAGACAUUUAUGGAAAUGGAUUUAUGCGAUGAGAUGUCGUGGGCUAUAGAGGUGUCGGUGGGUUUGGGAGGGCCGGUAGUCUUCACGCACAACGAUCUCAAUCGUCGCAAUAUAUUAGUCCGCAAUACGUGUGACACAAAUGCCGACGAUUUAGAUAUCUUUAUAGUGGACUACGACUGGAGUUGUUAUAUGUUUAGGGGCGCAGACUUUUGCCUCCAUUACCAGUGUUUCGCGUGA